Molecule: messenger RNA, 1051 nt
Organism: Hydra vulgaris (swiftwater hydra)
Lineage: Eukaryota; Metazoa; Cnidaria; Hydrozoa; Anthoathecata; Hydridae
Source: RefSeq, a predicted model, not a curated record
AUUAAAACAAAGCAUUUUUAUUGAUAAAAAUAUUUAUAGAUAUUUUUAUUUUUAUUUUUUCAGACUUUUAAUGGAUAUACGUUAAAAAAUACAUCUUUUUUAAGUUUUUUAAAAUGCUUGAAAAAACGUUUGUGCAUAAAAACUUAUCAGCUGCCAUAUGUAUUUUGGCUGUUUUCGCCGCAUUUUCAGCUAUACCAACAAUUAUUGCUGGGUUUAUAAAUCUAGCCACAUAUGAAGCUGCAGUUGUUGAUGCAUCUGCUGGAAUUUGGUGCGGCUUGCUGCUGCUGUUAAAUGUAUUCUUGGGAUUUUUGACCGUGGGCACACGAAAUAUGUUUUUGGCUGGAACAUACAUGCUUGGUAAUUUACUAUGUUUGAUGGUUUGCCUGUAUGGAAUUAAAGUCUCGGCUGAUUAUUACGUGAUUUUUAAAGAUUACCAAAGUUACUUGGAUAAUGAUCAAUAUGUUUGCUUUAAUUUGCAGCCAUCGUGUCUUUGUAAGCUGAUAAAUGGGAAUUCAAGUAUUCCUUUCGAAAAUAGUUUUUACGUUCCUGAUUGCAGCAUGUAUGCUUUUGGCAAAGAUUUAUGGUUGUUUAUUCUUAUACUUGUAAUAACCUGCUCGUUUUGGUCAUUGAACGGCUCAAUACUUGGUUUAGCUUGUUUCGUAGAAAAAACAAAGCUUUUUAAGCGUAAAAAGAGAGGCGUAGCAAACGAAGCGUAUGACGCUCCAGAUCAUGGACCUACAGGUGGACGUGGAAACUACGCAUUCAAUCAAGACACAUUGGAAAGACCGCCUCGACCAAGAAUAAUGUAGUUGGAUUUUCAUGUUUUGCACUCAAACAUAAUUUAUUCUUUUUUUGUGAAUUUUUUAAUAUUUUUUAUUUUUAUUGUAAUCACGAUCCUAUGGAAUAUCAACUUUGUUAGACAAGACAAGUCAUCUUUGUUAGAUAUGACAUUCAAGAAUAUCUAUUAAAAUCGCACAUCAAUAUAUGUAACUUAAUCUUGUAUUUCACAAUUAUACUUAACCACUUGCAUCUAAUAAAAUAACAUACUUAA